CACGUGACCAAGAGCCGCCUAGAGCAGAAGUCCUGCUAGUCGCCUCGGUCUGGGUACCAGCCCCCUAUUACUCUGCUGGCCUGUGAAGGAAGAAGGAAACUAGCUCGGACCGUGCAGGUUUGUAGGUCUGUUGGCCUGGAGGUCGCGGCGCAAGUGUCGGCGAGACAGAGAAGCAGCAAAGUGCCUGGGUUGGGACCGCGCAGAUUCAUCACAAGAGAGCUACAGGAGCCUGUGAGAGGCUGAAGAUUUCUAACCUCUACCAUUGCUCACCUCGGCCGAACAGUCCUCUUCCAUCAGGUGGAACAAGGCCCUCUCCUGUCCUGGCCCAAGGCUGGCACAGACUUGAGCAUGGGCCGGGCUCGGGAAGUGGGUUGGAUGGCAGCAGGACUGAUGAUUGGGGCUGGUGCCUGCUACUGCGUUUACAAACUGACCAUAGGAAGAGACGACAGUGAGAAGUUGGAGGAGGAGGAGGAAGACGAAUGGGACGAUGACGAGGAGCUGGAUGAGGAGGAGCCUGAGAUUUGGUUUGAUUUCACAACUAUGACUCGGCCCUGGAGUGAGGAUGGGGAUUGGACUGAACCUGGGGCCCCAGGAGGCACUGAAGACAGGCCCUCAGGGGGGGGCAAAGCCAACCGAGCACACCCAAUAAAUCAGAGGCCAUUCCCCUAUGAACAUAAAAACACUUGGAGUGCUCAAAGCUUUAAAAAUGUCGCUUGUAUUCUUGACCUCUCCAAGUGUCCUUUCAUUCAGGGAAAAAUGUUGUUUGCGAAGCCCAAGGAUGCUGGUUUUCCAUUCAGCCACGAUUAUAUCAAUAGUCAUUUGGCCAGCCUCUCUAUGGUUGGAAACACGAUCCCCACUCCCGACCCCACUGUUAGGGAGAAGGCUUUGUGUGCCUUGGAUAGCCCGAAUGCAAGUUUUGAAAAUCAGGGCCAGAUUGAGACAUACAUCGACGAAGUGUGUCGGGAGACUGUGUCACAUUGCUGCAACUCAUUUCUGCAGCAGGUCGGAUUACAUUUGUUAAUAAGCAUGACAGUUAUUAAUAACAUGCUUGCCAAGUCUGUUUCAGACCUGAAGUUUCCUUUGCAAUCCGAGGGAAGUGGAUGUGCGAAGGUUCAGGUUUUGAAACCUCUGAUGGGUUUGUCUGAAAAGCCAGUCUUGGCGGGGGAGUUGCUCGGUGCCCAAAUGCUGUUCUCAUUCAUGUCACUCUUUAUCAGAAAUGGAAACAGAGGGAUUCUCCUGGAAACCCUUGCCCCGUAAAUGGCCGUCUCGAACAGAAUGGGGCGGAAUCCACUCAAAACCCAUUUGGUUUAUAGAUGUCAGAGAUUCUGCAGCGGGUGCUACCGAAGAUCCAGCCUUAGCCAAUCACCACAUCACUGGGUGAAAGUCCCAGUUGCUAAAUCGAGGACCACUCUCUUAUUGGCCAGGCAAGGCUCCCACAGAGCUUUGAGUGACUUCUUCGUUUUGCAGUCUGCAGGCGAUGUGCAUUUGUAAAUUACUCUCCUGCAACCCUUUUCAUGUGGUAAACGGAUCACUUCGGCUGCCAGCUGUGAGUAAAGAACACCAAACUAUAGCAUCAGGAGCGCUGUUGCUACCUGUGGUGGUGUCCCUGUCUAAACGGGACCACUUUGCAGAGACCAGACUCAUAUCGGAGCUUGUGCUGAAAAUGCAUUUGUUGCUGCUUAGGUUGGCUUCUGUUUCAUUUACUCUUUCUUCUACAUGAGCUGAUGGAUGGUGAACCUAUUCAUCAGAAAAGUAAACUCCCCUUCUGUCUACUGUCCUGACGUAACCUCCUCCACCCAAGUCUGCAUCCGUGUGUAUCAUCAAUAAAGUCGUGUGCUUUGAUUAGCAAAAAAGA
Messenger RNA from Galeopterus variegatus (Sunda flying lemur), 1855 nucleotides. RefSeq names its product armadillo repeat containing, X-linked 6 (gene ARMCX6). Gene Ontology annotation, cellular component: mitochondrion. Bases 349 to 1257 code for a protein of 302 amino acids. NCBI's taxonomy places the organism in Eukaryota, Metazoa, Chordata, Mammalia, Dermoptera, Cynocephalidae. The record is from RefSeq and is a predicted model, not a curated record. The transcript has 3 exons.